ACCAAUGGCUUGGCUGAAAACGCUAAUAAAUCCAUAAAAAGAGCACUGCGGAAGAUGGUUGAUAACAAUGGGAGUAAUUGGGAUAAAUUACUUGAACCCAUUUUGUUUUCUUUGCAAACUAAAAUACAUGCAACAACAAAAAUUUCACCGUUCCGACUAAUGUUUUGUGAUGACGCAGUGUUUCCAGAAGAUGUCUUAGAUAAUUACACGAUCCCAGAUCUGAAUAUGUUGGGGGAAGAUUUCUGCAAAGAGUACAGCAUGAAUAUGAAAUCGAGACAUGACGCUGACAUUGCGCUGGCCCUAAGUAACAUUGCUAAAGCACAAGAAAAACAACAAAGACAUUAUGCUAAAAGAAAGACUUCUAAAUAUGGGGAAAUAUCAUUUGAAGUUGGGGACUCUGUUCUGUUACUGAAUGCUAGACAGAGAACAAGAAAAGGAGGAGUAUUGGAAUCUAAAUAUCGGGGACCAUACAAAAUUAUGAGUGUUGAAGGUAAGAGAGUGAAAUUACAAAACAUCUCAGGGAAACAGUUAGGAACCAUGUACAGUAUUGCACACUUAAAACAAGUAAAAAAGCCAACAACAUUAGCUGCUGAAAGCACAUCAGAGGGAAAAACUGGAACUGAAAUUGGAGUUGGUGACACUGAACCAGAAACACACACGGAAGAGAUUAGAGAAGUGGAUGGCACUGUAUCUCUUGACAGCAAAGUGGAAAACAUAGAGGUCACAGCAAUAGAAAGAGAGGAAUAUAUAGGGCAAGAUGUGUCAAACAAUGAUACAAGUGAUGCUGAUGACAGUUUUGAUGACAUGCUUACAGAGGAAGUGGAAGACAAGCAAUGGCUUCUGAAAGUAAAAUUGUUAAUGACCAGCAAACACACAGAGAGACUGGAGGCCAAAGUGAGAAACAUAAAAUUGUAUGGCUCUUCAUUUCAUUGCCUGAAACCGAGAAGCAGGAUAAGUGAUGAGGUUAUUGAUGCAUUUUUGAGCUGUGUAGUUGAGAAAGCAGAUGGAAAGGUACAAGCCAUCUCAUCAGUAGUUUCCACUGCCAUUCUCUCAGGCAGAGCUACACAAAUGAAAGUGAAGAGUGAAUUACUUCAAAAUGAUAUAUUACUGCUUCCUUACCACACACCAGGUCAUUGGGUUCUUGCGAAACUUCAUCAAACGAUUAACUAGUAAAUCCUCAUCUGAUUGGAACAGUAAAAUUGUGCAGCAUCCCAGACAAAGUGAUGGCCACAACUGUGGACCACUCAUCUUAAAGUUUGCAGAAAUAUAUUUGCAGCACAAAGACAUCAGUACGGUGGAAACAACACAGAAGGCUAAUACUGCGUUUAGAAGACAUAUAGCA
This is a messenger RNA of Gopherus flavomarginatus (Mexican gopher tortoise), 1342 nucleotides long. RefSeq lists its product as uncharacterized. Lineage: Eukaryota; Metazoa; Chordata; Testudines; Testudinidae. Bases 55 to 1170 code for a protein of 371 amino acids. The record is from RefSeq and is a predicted model, not a curated record. The transcript is spliced from 9 exons.